CUGUAGCCGCUGUUUAAUCCGAGAAGCAGAAAUACACGUGAGGCGCUAAGGAAAGCUAACGACUAAGCAUAACUUAUAUAUUAUUAUAUUUACACAAAACCUGUAGAUCCAGCUUACACAGAUAUGAAGCUGCUGACGCACAACAUGCUCACCUCGCACGUUAAAGGUGUAAUUAAUGGAUACCCACUCCUGAUAAAGGCCACAGAGGUCAAAGUGAACGAAGUGGAGUUCAACCCUCAGUUUGUGAGCAGAAUGAUACCAAAGCUUGAGUGGAGUGCUUUAAUCCAGGCAGCGGAAGGGCUGGGACACCUGCAGGACUUGCCUGGCACACCCAUAGAAAACUAUGAGAAUGAUGCAGAAUUUUUACGUAAAGUACACAGAGUUCUGCUCGAGGUGGAGGUCAUUGAGGGAUCUCUACAGUGUCCGGAAUCAGGCAGAGAAUUCCCCAUCUCUAAAGGAGUCCCCAACAUGCUGCUCAAUGAAGAUGAGUCAUAGGUGAUGUUUCAUCUUCCUUUUUACAAAUGAUGAAAAAAAACCACUGUUGUUAAAUUGGACAGAAGCAGAGUUAAAUUGGAUUGCAACAAGUCUUCAAAAUGAAUGGAUGGACAUGGAUUGAAAUAUUGGCAAGAAUGAAAAAUUGUCCCUAAUUCUUGCAGCUCUUGUAUGCCCUGUUCUUUAAGUUGUUUGUUUGUUUAUUAUGCUUUGUAAUAUACUUUAAAAUAAAUAUGUAUUGUCUUAAAAAAA
Molecule: messenger RNA, 744 nt
Organism: Astyanax mexicanus (Mexican tetra)
Lineage: Eukaryota; Metazoa; Chordata; Actinopteri; Characiformes; Acestrorhamphidae
Gene: trmt112
Product: tRNA methyltransferase activator subunit 11-2
Exons: 4
Coding region: 124-495 (123 amino acids)
Biological process (GO): peptidyl-glutamine methylation; rRNA (guanine-N7)-methylation; tRNA methylation
Molecular function (GO): protein heterodimerization activity
Source: RefSeq, a predicted model, not a curated record